AUGGAGGCAUAUCAGCCUCUGCUAGCAUCGUCGCAAUCGGCAUUCAACUCUCUCCUACUCACAGGAAUUUCUUCAUCUACCUCAACCCACCUGUUCGCCGUCCCCCACGCAGGCCCUUCGGAUAACUUUGCAGGCAAAUUCGUGCUUGAAUGGGUCAAGACGCCGCGUCGCAGCAUCCCUAUCGGCAACAUCAAGGACUCCUUGCCGUCAUUGAUUAGCGGCUUCGACCCCUCACCCACGAGCGCUCGUGUGCGAGUGGGUUCAACCACUUUUGCGGAACCAGCUGUACCUGUUCAAGUCCGCCCACCACCUUGCCCCACAGAAACCAUCUUCAGCGGUCCUGAGGCAUUACGUACCACUCGAAUUGAGGCCGCAUUCAAUGAAGGCCGGCAGCGCACGCUCAACCUGCCGCCAUGCUUUCCAACUCUUCCAGGAUACCGCGCGGCGGCUCGUCAGCACCCCAAGGCUUGGCGCUCAGCUUCAUUUGACACCGAGUUCAAAGAGAUAUUUAGAACAUGGGCGACGACACACCAUCCAGAUGUCGCCAACGACAUCAUGGGCCGCUUCCAGCCUGCAGACGGCAAUCCCGACGAGGCUCUGGUACUGCUCAUUAUGCACUGGCCGCCAGAAUCAGACACCACGGUUGCCUUGUCUGAACAACGGCAAGGAUCGCAAACUUUCAUCCGUGCGGGGUUUAACCUCGGGCUGCUUAUCUCCUAUUACAACUUUUUGGCGGUCCACCUCCCCACGCAGAGCCAGCUAAAGGACUAUGACAACGUUCCCGAGCUCACACGGAAACGCCUGAAUCGCGGUACGAGUGACAUCAAAAGGGCGCACGCCAAGCACAUUAUUGAGCGGUGCAAAAGAUCCGGCCUUUACCAGAUGACCAUCGUUUUCGGCGCAACCUGCCGUGACAUGCUGGCCGAGGCGCUCAAAAUGGCCGAGGCUGACAACGAGCUGGUGGUCGAGGAGAUCAACAUCUGUUACAGGGCACUGCUGCCCAUCGAGAUGGGACUACCCUGCGAGGAGACAACAGCAGCGGCGUUCUGCCAUACACACGACAACGCUCCUUCCGCGGCGACAAGAUUCGCACCAUCUCUGCCGAAAUCAGCAACCAUCGCGAGCGUAUGCAUUGCCAACAUACCCUUGGACGCUCAGCUGCGCGCGAGUGCCGUCUUCUACGACAAGAGUCAUGGCAAGACAGUUCCAUACCACGAACUUUCCGCCAGUUUGGUCGACCGCUUUACCAAAAUCGCAUCAAAGAUCGAACAAGACGCGCUGGAGGCUAUGGGCACGCUUUCACAAGAAUUCGCGGAUACAUUAUAG
Molecule: messenger RNA, 1326 nt
Organism: Apiotrichum porosum
Lineage: Eukaryota; Fungi; Basidiomycota; Tremellomycetes; Trichosporonales; Trichosporonaceae
Exons: 3
Coding region: 1-1326 (441 amino acids)
Source: RefSeq, a predicted model, not a curated record